CUUAAAUCCUUAGUCGUGCCUGCGCCUUGGUGGUAGGAUGGCGGAAUUGGUCUCUUUUACGGUUCCCACCGAGAGUGACAAAACCUUGCUGGUGUGGGAGCUGAGUUCUGGACCCACGGCCGAGGCCUUGCGUCAUUCUCUGUUGGCAGUAUUCUCCCAGUUUGGCCUUCUGUAUUCGGUCCGAGUCUUCCCGAACGCUGCAGUGGCCCGUCCUGGUUUCUACGCCAUCAUCAAGUUUUACUCAGCAAGGGAUGCUCACAGAGCCCGAAAGGCAUGCGACCAGAAGCAGCUUUUUCAGAAUUCUCCAGUGAAGGUUCGUCUUGGCACCAAACAUAAGGCGGUUCAACAUCAGGCCCUUGCCCUAAAUAGCUCCCAGUGCCCAGAACUGGCAAAUUAUUACUUUGGUUUCAAUGGAUGGUCAAAAAGGAUCAUCAGGCUUCAGGAUCUUUCUGACCUUGAAGAAAGGGCAAAUGAAGAUACUGUGCCACCACUUCAGAAGCAGAGCCUGAAAUUCUUCUGUGCUUUAGAGGUGGUGUUGCCAUCCUAUGAGUGCCGGAGUCCCGGAGCUGGCAUGGCCGAGGAGCCUUUGGAUACCCUGGAGGAAGGGCCAUUAUCAUUUCUUAUGAAAAGGCGGACAAUCCAGAAGCUUGCUAUUCAGAAGGCUGUGUCAGAUGCAUUCCAGAAACUGCUGAUUGUGAUUUUAGCCCAGAUGUUGACCCCGCCUAAGGAGUUGAUGGAGACUUUGGUUCCAUUCCUGGACACGGAUUCCGUCGGAGAACUACCCCCAGGGCCAGAUGAGGAUCUGAAUGACCAGCUAACCCAGCAUCAAAGGCUCCCAGAGGUGGUUCCAAUGCCAGGUUGGGAUUAUUUAAUGUUUCCCAAGGUUACAGGUAAGCCUUUAGAUGUGGAACUUACCACAACUCCAGGGCCUGAUAAAGGUGUUGAGUCUUCUAUAGCCCAGCAAGAGGCCCCACCUCAGCCUCUUGAACAUACUGAGGAAGCAGAACUGUCUCUAACCCAGCAAGAGACCUCGGGUAAGCCUCCAGAGGAGGUUGAGCCUUCAAGUGAGCAGGAGACCCCAGGUCAGCCUUCCGAGCCUCCUGGGGUGAUUGAUCCUUCUCUAAGGCAGCAGGAGACCCCAGCUCAGCCUUCAGUGCCUCCUGAGGAAGCUAAGCCUUCUCUAAGCAAACAGGAACCCCCAGCUCAGCUUCCAGAGGCCCAGGAAGAGGGUGAACCUUCCCCUCUCCAGGAGGAGGGCCAGGGUCAGCACCCACAGGCCUCUGAGGGGAGUGAACCACCUACAACCCAGGAGGAGUCCCCAGCUCAGCAUCCACAGACCCCUGAGGAGGUUGAACCUUCUUCAACCCAGCAGGAGGCUCCAGCUCAGUAUCCUCAGGCAUCAGAGGAGGGUGAGCCUUUUCCAACCCAACCAGAGACCCCAACUCAGUAUCCAGAGCCCCUUGAGGGGACUGAACCUUCUCCAGCCCAGUCAGAGGCCACAACGCAGCAUCCAAAUCCCCUUGGGGAAGUGAAACCUGCAACCUAUCAGGAGGCCCCAAGUCAGCAUCCACAGACCUCUGAGGAAAUUCACCGUUCUGCCACUCAACAGGAAGCCACAGCUCAACAUCCAGAGCCUUCUGGUGAACCUUCUCCAACCCAACAGGAGGCCCCAGCUCACUCUCCAGAACAUCAGGUGGUAACAGUUUUUCCUCAAGGUCAGAAUCAAGCUCAGCUCCUGCUGUUGCCGAAUGUCACUGUUAAACCUGUGGAUCCUUCAGUUACCAUGACCUCAGAAUCCACUAAUGAGGUUGAAGCUUCUCCACUCCGAGAAGAGGCCUCAGCUCAGUCUGGAGUGUCCCCUGAGCAGUUGGAACCUUCUCCAAUCCAGCAGGAGGUCCCACAUCAGCAUCCAGCUGCCCCUGAAAAUGCUGAGCCUUCUCCAAUCCAGCAGGGAGUCUCCACUAUGCCUGAAGAUCUUCCUGAGGAAAUUGAACUUUCUCCAAGCCAGCAGGAGAGCUCAGCUGUGCCUCAAGUGCCUGUUGCAAGUAUAGAACCUUCUGCAAUCCAGCAAGAGGUCCCAGCUCAGCAACCAAAGCCCAAUGAGGGGGUCGAGUCUUUUCCAGUUCAGUAUGAGCAUCCAGCUCAGCCUCCAGGGUCCUCUACAGAUGUUGUAGCUCAGUCUCCAGGACAGCAUGAGGUGACAUUCUCACCUCCAGGUCCAGGUGAAGCUCAGCAUCCAGUGUCACCUAAUAUCACAGUUAAACUUGUGGAUCUGAGGGUUUUCAUAAGUCCCCAGGCAACUAAGGAGGUUAAACCUCUUCGAGUGCAGCAGGAUGUCCCUGCUCAAUCUCCCCCUGAGCAAGUUGAAUUUUCUCCAGCUCAGUCCAAGCGUCUUUCCCAGUCUCCAGAGUCCCCUGAAGAUGAGUCUUCUCCAGGCCAACAAGAGGUCCUAGCUCAGACUCCAGACCCUCCUAAGGAUGUGGAACCUGUUUCAGGCCAACAGGAGGCCCCAGCUCAGCCUUCAGAGCCUCCUGAGAAGGUGGCACCAUCUCCAGUCCAGCAGGAAACCCUAUCUCUACCUCUCGAGCCACUUAAGGAGAUAGAACUUUCUCUAACACAACAGGAGGUACAAGCUCAGCCUUCAGAGGCCCCUGAGAAGGUAGAGCCAUCUCCAAUUCUGCAGCAGGCUCCAACUCAACCUCCAGAGUCCUCUAAGGAGGCAGAAACUCCUCCAGCCCAGCAGGAGGCCCCAGUUCAGCCUCCAGAGCCACCUGAGGAGGUUGUAGCACAACCUCGAGUCCAUAAUGAGGUGAAAGUUCCACCUCUAGGACAAGAGCAAGCUCAGCAUCCAAACUUGCCCCAUGUUACUGUUCAGCCUGCUGACCUGGAGCUUACUGUAACUCCACAACCUACUGUGGAGGCUGAGCAUUCUACAAUCAUGCAGCAGACUAUAGCUCCUCCAGAGGACCUUGAGGUGACAUUUCCACAUUCAGAGCACAUUCAGCAUCCAACCUUAACUAAAGUCACAGUUAAACCUUUGGACCCAGGGCUUACCAUAACUCCAGAAUCCACUACAGAGACUGAACCUUCUCUAACCAUGCAAGAGACCCCAACCCAGCCUCCAGAGCCACCUAAGGAGGUUGUUCAGUAUCCAUCCCAACAGGAAGUGACAGUUCCAACUCCAAGUAAGGAUCAAGGUCAGCGUCUAGCAUCACCCAUCAUCCCAUUUCGUCAUGUGGAGCUUACUAUAACUCCAGAACCUAUUACGGAGGCUGAACAUUCGACAACCCUGAAGAAGACUACAACUCCUCCCCCAAAGGACCUUGAGGUGACACUUGCACAUCCAGAACAGGUUCAGAGUCAACAUCGAAACCUGACUGAAGUCACAGUUCCACCUAUGGACCUAGAAAUUCCUGUAAGUCAGCAACCAGAGACAGGUUUUCCUCCAACAACUCAACAUUCUGUGGUGCAUUUUGUAAACUAUACCUCCGAAAAGGCAUACACGACUUUAACUUGGCAACCAGAACAGAAUGCCACCACAAACCUCAAACUAUGUGAGCGUUGUACCUGCAAAGAUGAGACACUGUCGUGUGUUGGUCUCAGCCUACAGCAGAGGCUCUGCAGAGUGCCCGUGCCGGAGCCCGACACCUACAACGGCACCUUCACCAUCUUAAAUUUCCAAGGAAACUCUAUUUCUUACAUUGAUGAAAAUGUAUGGAAGGGAUACCGUUGGGCUGAGAAACUAAUUCUCAGUGAAAAUUAUCUGACCGAAUUACGUAAAGACACAUUUGAAGGCCUGCUAUCCCUCCAGUAUUUGGGCUUCUUUGGAUCUCUGCCGCGUAAGAGACGCUCAAAGGAAAGUGACAAUCAGGAGGGCUUUUUGUGGAGAAGGCGGCCACUUUGGCUUAGGGACAUGUACAGACCUCUCAGUGUCACACGCAAGAAACACAUGCAACAGACGCUACACGACAAGGAUUCUUCUGAUGAAGAUGAGAUUUUCCAUAUGGAACUAGGGGAGGCUGGCAAAGCCACAGUAGAGAAGGCCACAGAUUCCACUACUGAAGAGCUGGGGGACGAGAGUGAGACACUAUGUGAGGUUGUCACAGUGUGAACACCGUCCUGCCUCAGGCCACCUACAAAGUUUACUUUCCGAUACUGGCUUCUCAGCAUUGCUUAUAAAAUACUUGUUUUUCUCCUA
This is a messenger RNA of Felis catus (domestic cat), 4198 nucleotides long. It is a transcript of the gene RDM1, whose product is annotated as RAD52 motif containing 1. The record is from RefSeq and is a predicted model, not a curated record. NCBI's taxonomy places the organism in Eukaryota, Metazoa, Chordata, Mammalia, Carnivora, Felidae. Gene Ontology annotation, cellular component: nucleolus. The transcript is spliced from 11 exons. The coding region runs from base 38 to 4111 and encodes 1357 amino acids. Gene Ontology annotation, molecular function: RNA binding.